Molecule: messenger RNA, 846 nt
Organism: Culicoides brevitarsis
Lineage: Eukaryota; Metazoa; Arthropoda; Insecta; Diptera; Ceratopogonidae
Product: lipase member H-like
Exons: 3
Coding region: 1-846 (281 amino acids)
Biological process (GO): lipid catabolic process
Molecular function (GO): lipase activity
Source: RefSeq, a predicted model, not a curated record
AUGAACUUUUUAUCGUCUGUUGCGAUAGCUGAUGAAGUAAAAAUUAAGUGUACAAAGAGUUCAAGUAGUUUUUACGCUGCUACAAAUCCAUUUGACUCUGAAAUUUUUGAUAAAAUCAAUCAAAAUUUACCUUUAUACUUCAUUCUUCACGGUUGGAAGGAAAAUUUCGACGUUCCUUAUGCUCGAGAAAUCGCUUCAGAGUUACUUUUACGUACAAAUUCAAGUGUUUGCUUACUAGACUAUCAAAAUUUGGUUGAAAAUGACAUUUUGACGAGUGAAUGUAACGCCAUGCAAGUCGGAGAGUAUUUGGCUUCGUUUAUAACUUUUCUUCAAUCAAAGGGAUUUCCAACGUCAAACGUUAACAUCAUCGCUCACAGCUUAGGAUCGAAAGCUGCUUCGGUUUGUGGUCAAAAACUCGGAAAUGGACGCCUUGGAGCAAUUUACGCCUUAGAUCCUGCAGCUCCGGGCUUCGAUCCGAACAACGCUGCCUAUACUCAGUGCAUUUUCACAGCUUUUGGCGGAUUUCGACCUCAAAUCGGGGAUUGUCAUGCAAAUUUUUACAUGAAUGGCGGUGUGAUGCAACCCAUGUGCGAGAAUUCGACAAAUUUUUAUUGCAGUCAUAAGACGUCACACACGUAUUUUCGCCAUUCGCUCGAUCCGGAGAACAAAUUUUACGGAAAUGCGUGCGUUUUGAGUGUUUUUGGGAUGUUUUGCUUGUACGAAAUUCAAGAUACGAUGGGAAUCUACACAAAAAGACGACGAGGGAAAUUUGACUGCCAGACGAUGAAUGAGCCACCGUAUGCCAUGAAAAUUAAGGUUUUGAGUGAUAGACAGCAAGGAAAUUGA